ACGAUGCCGCGCAGGAAUGUGAAAGGCUCCCGCCCGCCGCCAUUUUCUUUCUUUCUUGGCAGGCAGCGAGUAGGGCAGGAAGCGCCGGCGGAGCGGCUAUGGCGGAUUAUUCCACGGUGCCCCCUCCUGCUUCGGGCGCGCCCGGAGGAGGAGGAGGCGGAGGUGGGGGAGUCAACGAUGCCUUUAAAGACGCACUGCAGCGGGCUAGGCAGGUGUGUAAUGUGGGCACCAGCCCAUCGGUAGCUCCGACCCUCAGGCUCGGGGGCCUGGAAGCGGCUCCCGAUAGGGCAUCCUCUGAUCCUCAGCACCGGAAUCUCCCCUCUACCUAUUCUGGGACAAAUAGGAUUGCAGCAAAAAUUGGAGGUGAUGGAGGGACAUCAAUGAAUUCAAAUGAUUACGGUUAUGGAGGACAAAAAAGACCUCUUGAGGAUGGAGAUGGCUCUUGGACAAGUCCGAGCAGUACAACACACUGGGAGGGAAUGCCCUCUCCUUUUAAAGAUCAACCAGAUGCUAAGAAAGUUGCUCCUCAGAAUGACUCUUUUGGAACCCAGCUACCCCCGAUGCAUCAGCAACAAAGGUCUGUAAUGACAGAGGAGUACAAAGUUCCAGAUGGAAUGGUUGGAUUCAUAAUUGGCAGAGGAGGAGAACAGAUUUCACGCAUACAGCAAGAAUCUGGAUGCAAAAUACAAAUUGCUCCUGAUAGCGGUGGCCUGCCUGAUAGAUCUUGCAUGUUAACUGGAACACCCGAAUCUGUUCAGUCUGCAAAGAGACUGCUUGACCAGAUAGUUGAAAAGGGAAGACCUACACCUGGCUUUCAUCAUGGUGAUGGACCAGGAAAUGCUGUCCAAGAAAUUAUGAUUCCAGCUAGUAAGGCAGGAUUGGUUAUUGGAAAAGGUGGAGAGACCAUUAAGCAACUUCAGGAACGAGCAGGAGUCAAAAUGGUCAUGAUUCAAGAUGGGCCACAGAACACUGGUGCAGACAAACCUCUUAGGAUUACAGGAGACCCGUACAAAGUUCAACAAGCCAAGGAAAUGGUAUUGGAGUUGAUUCGUGAUCAGAGUGGCUUUAGAGAGGCGCGCAAUGAAUAUGGGUCAAGAAUAGGAGGAAAUGAAGGGAUAGAUGUCCCAAUACCACGAUUUGCUGUUGGUAUUGUAAUUGGAAGAAAUGGAGAGAUGAUAAAAAAGAUACAGAAUGAUGCUGGUGUUAGAAUCCAGUUUAAGCCAGAUGAUGGAACAACUCCAGAUAGAAUAGCCCAAAUUACAGGACCUCCAGACAGAUGUCAACAUGCUGCAGAAAUUAUUACAGACCUCCUUCGAAGUGUCCAGGCUGGUAAUCCUGGUGGUCCCGGACCUGGUGGUCGCGGAAGGGGCAGAGGCCAAGGCAACUGGAACAUGGGGCCUCCUGGUGGAUUACAGGAAUUUAAUUUUAUUGUACCCACUGGAAAAACUGGAUUAAUCAUUGGAAAAGGUGGUGAAACUAUCAAAAGCAUAAGUCAGCAAUCUGGGGCUAGAAUAGAACUUCAGAGAAAUCCUCCACCAAAUGCAGAUCCUAACAUGAAGUUGUUUACCAUCCGUGGGACACCACAGCAAAUUGAUUAUGCUCGGCAACUUAUAGAAGAAAAGAUUGGAGGUCCAGUAAAUCCUUUGGGUCCACCUGUUCCUCAUGGGCCCCAUGGUGUUGUUCCUGGCCCACAUGGACCUCCUGGCCCACCAGGUCCUGGCAAUCCUAUGGGACCUUAUAAUCCUGCUCCUUAUAAUCCAGGGCCUCCUGGUCCCGCACCUCAUGGUCCUCCAGCCCCAUAUGCUCCACAAGGGUGGGGAAAUGCCUAUCCACACUGGCAGCCACCAAAUCCACCAGAUCCAGGUAAACCAGGAACCGAUCCCAAUUCAGCAGCAUGGGCAGCUUAUUAUGCUCACUACUAUCAGCAGCAAGCACAGCCGCCACCUGCAGCCCCUCCUGGUGGACCACCUACAACCCAAACUAAUGGACAAGGAGAACAACCAAAUCCAGCACCAGCAGGGCAGGUUGAUUACACCAAAGCUUGGGAAGAGUACUACAAAAAAAUGGGUCAACAAGGGCAGCCACAAGAUUAUUCAAAGGCUUGGGAGGAAUAUUACAAGAAGCAAGGUCAAGCAGUUCCAGCUCCUGCGGGGGCCCCACCAGGUCAGCCUGAUUACAGUGCAGCAUGGGCUGAAUACUACAGACAGCAAGCAGCAUAUUAUGCCCAGACAAGUCCACAGGGAAUGCCACAGCAUCCUCCAGCACCACAGUGCAGGUUUGAUCCAGCCAGUAUAGAACUAGCUCUAUAGGGGUGAGGAGGACUGUGCUGUGUAUCAUCCUUGAUUGUUCCUUCAAGGAGCAUUGCACUGUAAGUACAUCAGAAUGACAAAUUGAUGAACUGCAACAGUAUCGUUUGUCAAUGUUCCACAUAAUGCAAAUGCCAUACUUGUGUGAAUAUUAUGUUGGAAUACAGUGCUAAUAUCUUAGGAAAUCAUAACUGCUUCUUAAUUCAGAAACAUAGGUGUGCAUAUAUAUAUAUAUAUAUAUAUGUGAGCUUUAUGGGUAAGUAUUCUUGAAAUGUUCAGCAAUAGCUAAAGAAAACCUUGUGUUAUCUAAGUAAUACAACAUUUUUCACUAGGGCUCCUGAGACAAAGGUUGUAUUAUUUAGUUUAUGAAAAUAUGCAUAUCUUGUUAAUAUGAAAGUGAUUGGAACUGCUUGACAGACAGAAGUUGUUUUGUCUUAAGUUAGUUUGCAGACAUGUAGUGAUGCAGGUAUAUGUUAAACCAUUUUAUAAGCCUGUAUUAGCCAUAUCUUUUUGGAGCACCAUUUGUUGCUUUGAGAAUACAUUUUUAAGGUGGCUGCAUAGAGAAGUAAAACUUGAGGCUUGAAAUUUGAAGUAGUUUUAUUAUUCAGAUAAUUAGCAAUGUAUUUUAUUGUGUUUUGUAGAACCUGGAGGGAACUACCUUACCCCUUUUUAGAUUAGGAAUUUUAGUAGUAGUUUGAAACAAGCAGCUAGGAAGAUAUUGCAAUCUUUAGGGUAGGAUAUGAAGUUUAAUAGUUAAGAUAUUUUGCAUGAUACUUUUGUAGAUGACCUUAUAGUAGAAUGGUGCAUUUAUUACUAAUUAAACUGAACAAAAUUAAAUUCACUGGAUUCUAUAUCAUUCACAAAAUGGAGGCUGUUGAUUUUGAUUCAUUUUAAGGUAUAAAAUCUUUAUUAAUUGCAAACAGUGCAAUUAUUUAUACUUCACAGUGCCUUCCCAGACCUUCCACCUUAGGUUCUGCUGCAAAAAGCAACAGGUAAGCACAACCUAAGGAAGUAUAUAAAUACAUAUUUCAGUACAUUAAUGUUGUCCCUGUGAGAUUUUUGUGGUUGUGUAUUCAAAAGCAAUCUGCUGAUUUCCCCAAAUGCAUUCUGUUACUCAUGGUUCCAUUUCAGUGGAAAGUCUCUCAGUUGUUUAAACAACCGUUCACAUUUCUGGGUAAAUAUGUAUCUUUAUUUUUUAGAAAAGAUGAGUGGAUUGCUGCAAUAAUUAAACUUAAUCUGAAUAAGUCAUUUUUUGUUACUUUUUCCUCAAAUAGCUGAAUUGUAACAAUUUAACGAAGGAAAACAAAACUUUUUCCCCCCCCAAGAUGCCGGAAAUACUUGGUUAGAAACUUCAACAGCCUUCACACAUGUUUUUAUAACUGGCAGGUCAUUAUUCCCACCCCACCCCUAAAAGCUAAAUAGAAUACUGUGUGUUUCUCUUGUCACUGGAACUGAUAACUUGACUUUUUAAAGAAGUUAUACAACAUAAUAUUAGUGAAAUUUUUAGAUAAACUAGUUUGCUUAUCCAUCUGAUAUAGUAGGAAAAUUGACACAAGUUUUGCAGAAUAGUAUGUCUUACUAGAAAGCAUGUGCACAAGUGAAAUGUUAACUGUAUGGCAAAUAAUCUUUUCAUUAUCUAUAUAGCAAUCAGUAUUUUCUGUUCUUUGAUACUUUCACUGGAUUGCUGUAUACUUUUGCCAGUUUAAAAUGUUUGUUUUAUUCGAUGGUCUGGUACAGUUUUUUAGUUAAAGCAGCAUCUCAUCAGUUUUUGUUUAUUCAAUAUAUAAAAUGUGCUGAUCCUUUUUCAAAAGUCCUGCUUAUAUCUAUAUCAAAGAAAAAUAUUCAAAAAUACUGCCUUCAUUUUCACACACAGUGCUGAAGAUGCUGCAAGCACCAAAUCAUAGCUCAUAAAAUCAGGUCCUGAGAUAGUUACUACCAAUAAAGAGGAAUCCUUUGAGUGUAUGCCAUUGGUGAGCCGAUGAGCACGGACCAUAGAAGGGGUCCAUGUAGAAGGUAAAAUUGGCAAAACAACAGAUUUGAAAUGUAUCCCAUACAUAAUGGUGUAGGGUAUAAUUUUUCUGUCUGAUCACUUCUCAUUCUUUAAAGUGCUGUUUGCUUGACCAUAAAUGUUCAAUAAUCUGUUUAGUUUUUAAAACUAUGUGGCUAAUAUUAAACUAUAUAUUUUAAUUUAUAUUCUUCUAAGCAGUCAAGCUUAGAUAUAUUUACCUUCUGAAAUUAAUAGUUGCACUUAAUUCCCUCAAGCCACUUCAUUUUUGUUUACUUGUAGUUUGAUAUGUAACUCUCAUUUAUUUUUCACAAGAAAACUAGGUAUGUACCCCCAGUGGGUUUUAAAUCCUAAGAAUUUAUUGUCUGGGGGUGGGAUUUCAAUUUCACUUCCUUAAACAUGCUGCUUUUUAUUUCACUGUUACGUGAAUAUUUUAAUAAUUCAAAUCUUAAAUUGAGUAAAUUUAGGAAGUGGGAGGAAAUAGAAAAGACAGGCCAGUUAUUUGGAUUGAUGAUGGGGUGUGAAAGUCAUAAUGGCUUCAGUUUAGUGUUUGUGGCAUACUGAUUUUCUGCUCACUUAUUGCUGGACUUAUAGGCAUGUUUUAUGCUAAGUGUAGUGUUAUUAUUUAAAUCAGUCUUCGAACUAUUUCUUUUAGAGGACAGAAAAUAAUUAAAUCACUAGAAUCUUAUUUCUGAGCAAAGAUUGUUUUUGUGAUUUGGUAGAAAAGUAACUGAACUUUCCAAAAUGGGACGUUAAAUAAAUGUAUCUUGAUUUGAUAGAACCUCGCAAAUGAAAUAGGAAGUUGAGUACUGCAGUUUUAAAAGGGAAGUAGGGGAAGUGUAAUGUUUAAUAUAGUAAAAGCAUUUACAGAUCGCUUUCUUCAGUCUUUAUACUGUAAGACAUGCCAUGAAAUACGUCAGCUGGAAGGAUAACCUUCAUUGGGAAGUAUCAUAGUGUAUUUUGGUGUCCAGGCAGGUUGUAUUAUUAUUCAUUGCACAGCCUAUCUUACGUGAAAUAUUUCAUCUUCCUCCAUAACAGUUUUAUUGGAUGCUAGAAACUAUUUUCCCCCCUCAUGAAAUAGCUUUUCUAUGUUUCCUUUGCAUGUUGUAAAUUGGCAAAAUUUGGGCCGUCCAGUAAGCAUACAGUUGACAGGGUUUCCUCUUCCCUAGUAAUACCCUAUAAAACUCUCAUGUAUAUGCACAUAUUUCUCUUAUGCAUGUGAGAUGCAUUUUCGUCCUGAGAAAAGUGUUCUCUACAGAAACUACCCGUGUGUAAAAAGAAGAUUGGCUUUAUAAGGCUACUGUGAUGGGAAGUGUCUUAGGGAGAUGCAGCUUGGACUUGAGGUAAAUUGAAUGCUUUACAAAAUGUGGUUUUGAGCUUGCAUUAUUGACAUUGUAUGUAAUAUGGGUACACAUUAACUGUAUAACCUUUUUGUAUGGUUUUCUCAAUAAAUGUAAAAUGAUGGAUAAUA
This is a messenger RNA of Mauremys mutica (yellowpond turtle), 5782 nucleotides long. It is a transcript of the gene FUBP1, whose product is annotated as far upstream element binding protein 1. The transcript has 22 exons. Bases 99 to 2309 code for a protein of 736 amino acids. Gene Ontology annotation, molecular function: mRNA binding. The record is from RefSeq and is a predicted model, not a curated record. Lineage: Eukaryota; Metazoa; Chordata; Testudines; Geoemydidae. Gene Ontology annotation, cellular component: nucleus; cytoplasm. Gene Ontology annotation, biological process: regulation of DNA-templated transcription.